Messenger RNA from Phytophthora sojae, 501 nucleotides. RefSeq lists its product as hypothetical. The record is from RefSeq and is a predicted model, not a curated record. NCBI's taxonomy places the organism in Eukaryota, Oomycota, Peronosporomycetes, Peronosporales, Peronosporaceae. The coding region runs from base 1 to 501 and encodes 166 amino acids. The transcript has 2 exons.
AUGAGCAGCCAGAGUGUCCUCUACCCGCCGAACGCCAGCCACCUGACCAGCGAAGUCAUUCGCAACGUGACGGAGCGCAGCACGCCCAUCAGCACCACGAUCUCAAGCCCUCAGUAUGUCCGGCUGACCGACUCCCACGCGCCAGUCAGGUCCACGCCCCAAGCAGUGGCGCUCGCGGGAGCCCCCUCAGCUCCUGGGGGGGUUCUCCCUGCUGUGGGUUGCACCACAACGAUGGCCGGCCUUCCUACCACAUCCACACGCCCGCAGGCCGCAUCGGCGCAAGCAAAGGAAGAGGAUGCCGCGACGAUCGAAGCUCGACGACAACGCCACCGGGUGCACCAAGAGCGGUACCGGAGGAAGCUGCGCCUCAACCUCCAAGAACACCAACAGUGCAUCCAAGAUCUCCACGAUGAGAUUCAGCGGCUAGUGCUGCAGAGGCAGAUCACGGCGCUCUACGCUUCCAUGAGCUUGACCGUGUGGAGCCAGGGCCGCCGAAAAUAG